AUGUUCUGCGGAGAUUAUGUGCAAGGAACCAUCUUCCCAGCUCCCAAUUUCAACCCCAUAAUGGACGCCCAAAUGCUAGAGGGAGCACUCCAAGGAUUUGGCUGUGACAAAGACAUGCUGAUCGACAUUCUAACUCAACGUUGUAACGCACAAAGGCUGAUGAUUGCAGAGGCAUAUCAGAGCAUGUAUGGCCGGGACCUAAUUGGUGACCUGAAGGAGAAACUUUCAGAUCACUUCAAAGAUGUCAUGGUUGGCCUCAUGUACCCGCCACCUUCUUAUGAUGCUCACGAACUCUGGCAUGCCAUGAAGGGAGCAGGCACUGAAGAGAAUUGCCUCAUUGAUAUUUUAGCUUCAAGAACAAAUGGAGAAAUUUUCCAGAUGCGAGAAGCCUACUAUUUGCAAUACAACAGCAACCUUCAAGAGGACAUUUACUCAGAGACCUCAGGACACUUCAGGGAUACUCUCAUGAACCUGGUCCAGGGAACCAGAGAAGAAGGGUACACAGAUCCUGCAAUGGCUGCUCAGGAUGCAAUGGUCCUGUGGGAAGCCUGUCAACAGAAGACAGGGGAACACAAAACCAUGCUGCAAAUGAUCCUGUGCAACAAAAGUUAUCAACAACUAUGGCUGGUUUUCCAGGAAUUCCAAAAUAUUUCUGGGCAAGACCUAGUAGAUGCCAUUAAUGAAUGUUAUGAUGGAUACUUCCAAGAGUUGCUAGUUGCAAUUGUUCUAUGUGUUCGAGACAAACCAGCCUACUUUGCUUAUAGGCUAUAUAAUGCAAUCCAUGACUUUGGUUUCCAUAAUAAAACCGUAAUCAGGAUUCUAAUUGCCAGAAGUGAAAUAGACCUGAUGACCAUCAGGAAACGAUACAAAGAGAGAUACGGAAAAUCCCUAUUUCAUGACAUUAAGAACUUUGCUUCCGGGCAUUAUGAGAAAGCUCUGCUUGCCAUCUGUGCUGGUGAUGCUGAAGAUUACUAA
This is a messenger RNA of Puma concolor (puma), 975 nucleotides long. RefSeq names its product annexin A10 (gene ANXA10). Gene Ontology annotation, molecular function: phosphatidylserine binding; calcium-dependent phospholipid binding; calcium ion binding. Lineage: Eukaryota; Metazoa; Chordata; Mammalia; Carnivora; Felidae. Gene Ontology annotation, cellular component: plasma membrane; nucleus; vesicle membrane. The record is from RefSeq and is a predicted model, not a curated record.